AUGGGGGCCACCGUCUUUUGGAUUACCUGCCCUCACCUAAACAACGUCAUCGCGCGGAUUGAGCGGAAUGGCGGGAUUCAGCAAGUGGCGCGGGUUCUCUCGGAGGAUGCCGCGGCCAUGGCGGCCCACGUCGCCUCCCACGCGCGCUAUGUGGAGCGGGUGAAGGAGCUGCUAUCAGCCCCACAGUGGGAAUUCUUCGUUUCGCAUUUUGUAGAGCCCGGGGAAGGGUUGUCGGGACGCCGGUUUGGGAAUGCGGCUGUGAGCCACGCUGGGGAUGUCAAAUGUCUCCACGCGUGGGUCGCUCAGGUGUUGGGGCGAGCGGCGAAUCCGAUUGGGGAAGGGGUGAUUAACUUCAUCCUGUUUUUGCACCGUCUCAUGAGCGAAUGUAGCAAGGGAGUUACCCGUAACGAUGAUAAGGCUGCUGUAAAGAUGUGUAUGAAUUCUCCAACGCUCUUUUACGAUUUUCUAACUCAAGCUUUUUCACAGCACCCCAACAGUGAGCGAGAGAUCGAGUUUAUGAUUGAGAAUGAGCGAAAAAAGGUACCGUAUUCAUGGAUUAGUGAUUGUGAUGCGUUGGAGGUCCUCAAACCCGAUCUUUGCCAGCGUUGCCUCGACGUGUUUUUAUUCUUAGAGGGAAGGUCCCCUCGCAUUUCCUCGAAGCGUCGGCUAAACUAA
This is a messenger RNA of Phytomonas sp. EM1, 675 nucleotides long. The record is from the annotation of a GenBank genome assembly. Lineage: Eukaryota; Euglenozoa; Kinetoplastea; Trypanosomatida; Trypanosomatidae.